AUGUUGGUUUAUGAGUUUGUCUCGAACGGGACCUUGUUCCAGCUGAUCCACAACAACAACAAUGUAUCUCCCUUUUCCUUGGCCACCCGCCCGAGGAUUGCUCUAGCCUACUUGCAUUCAUCAACUUCGCCUCCCAUCAUUCAUGGCGACGUGAAGUCUUCUAACAUACUUUUAGGUGAAAAUUAUGCAUCAAAAGUUUCUAAUUUUGGAGCUUCGAAGCUGGUUCCAAAAGAUGAGGAUCAGUUUGCUACCUUGGUGCAAGGGACUUGUGGUUACUUGGACCCAGAGUGCCUCCAAAGCUGCCAGUUGACAGACAAAAGUGAUGUUUAUAGCUUCGGCGUAGUGCUUCUGGAGCUGAUAACCCGCAAGAAGCCAGUUUAUUUUGAAGCAUCUGAAGAAGAGAGGAGCCUCGCAUCAUGUUUUAUUCUGGCCACAAAGGAGAACCGACUUAUGGAGAUCUUGGAUGAUCAAGUGAGAAAUGAAGAGGAUAUAGAACUGAUUCAAAGAAUUAGCGAGCUCACAGAGCAAUGCUUGAACUUUAGGGGAGAAGAAAGGCCUACUAUGAAGGAAGUGGCGGAAGAGCUUGACAGGUCAAAAGAAUUAAAGCAGCACCCGUUGGUGCCACGAAAUGCUGAGGAGAUAGAGAGCUUGCUCGGUGAACCAUCAGUGCCUGUGUAA
Musa acuminata AAA Group (dessert banana) is the source of this 678-nucleotide messenger RNA. Its product is annotated as putative wall-associated receptor kinase-like 16. Bases 1 to 678 code for a protein of 225 amino acids. The transcript has 2 exons. The record is from RefSeq and is a predicted model, not a curated record. NCBI's taxonomy places the organism in Eukaryota, Viridiplantae, Streptophyta, Magnoliopsida, Zingiberales, Musaceae. Gene Ontology annotation, biological process: protein phosphorylation; cell surface receptor signaling pathway. Gene Ontology annotation, cellular component: plasma membrane. Gene Ontology annotation, molecular function: ATP binding; protein serine/threonine kinase activity.